Molecule: messenger RNA, 1866 nt
Organism: Oryzias melastigma (Indian medaka)
Lineage: Eukaryota; Metazoa; Chordata; Actinopteri; Beloniformes; Adrianichthyidae
Gene: ca6
Product: carbonic anhydrase VI
Exons: 10
Coding region: 68-1678 (536 amino acids)
Molecular function (GO): zinc ion binding; carbonate dehydratase activity
Source: RefSeq, a predicted model, not a curated record
UAGAGUGAAAACCAAAGCACUGGGAGCUGUCAGUGCGGUGCGUCACAGCCAGGGACAAGGCGCAGCGAUGGACGUUCUUUCCGCUAUUCUCUCAGCACUUUUGCUGCGGUUUGUCGUUGCUGAUAACAGAAUACACUGGACAUACACAGAGGGAGCUUUGGAUCAGAAACACUGGGCAACAGAGUAUCCUUCAUGCGCUGGUAAGAAGCAGUCCCCAAUUGACAUCCAGCGGCGCAACGUGAAGCACAACCCAGACAUGUUACAACUGGAGCUCAGCAAUUACGAUACUCAGGAGGGGAAAUUUCUCAUGACCAACAACGGCCACACGGUUCAAAUCGACCUACCCCCCACCAUGAAGAUCAGCCAAGGCCUCCCGGGGAUAUACACAGCUGUCCAGAUGCACCUGCACUGGGGAGGCUCGGACCAGGAGGCCAGUGGAGCAGAGCACACCAUAGAUGGAGUCCGCUACAUGGCAGAGCUCCAUAUCGUUCAUUACAAUUCAGAAAAGUAUAAAAGCUUCUCUGAGGCUAAAGAUAAGAAUGACGGGCUGGCGGUCCUCGCCUUUGUCUACGAUGAUGGUCACUUUGAGAACACUUACUACAGCGAUUUCAUUGCAAACUUGGAGAAAAUCAAGUAUGCAGGUCAGUCCAUGAACAUCACGAGCAUCAACGUGCGCUCCAUGCUUCCCGAGAACCUCAACCACUUCUUCAGAUACGAGGGGUCGCUCACCACGCCCCCCUGCUUUGAGAGCAUCAUCUGGACGGUGUUUGACACCCCCAUCACUCUUUCCCAGAACCAGAUCCGGAGGCUGGAGAGCACUCUGAUGGAUGUGGACAACAAAACGCUGUUGAAUGACUACCGCAUCGCUCAGCCGCUCAACGACAGAGUGGUGGAAUCAUCCUUCCUCCCACGCCUCGGGAAAGGAGCAUUUUGUCGACAAGAAGAGAUAGAGUCCAGGCUGGAGAGGAUCGAGGGUUUGAUAACAUCUCUGGGAAAGAACCUGUACGCCGGAGGAAAUCGCAGCCCAAAUCCUCCCAGAUAUGACCACAGUGAUCUGUUUCCUCUGGUGUUUGGUUUCCCUGAGAGGAAUUAUGGCAGUUAUGCCUUGGCGCGCCUCAACCACCCGAUGAAUCUGGACUCCUUCACCACCUGCAUGCAUGUCUUACCCCAGGGCCCGGGCGUCCACACUGUCAUCUCCUACUCCAGCGAUGGCAAUGACAACGAGUUGACCGUCUCCAUCAGCAAAGACGCGGACUCCGGAGAGAUCGGGCUCUGGAUCGGCAACGAGUUUGUCAACAUGCCGUACACUUUUAGGUCACAGGACUGGACGAACUACUGCAUCACCUGGUCUUCUCACACCGGCGGAGCAGACAUCUGGAUCAACGGGAUGUUGGGCGAGCAGCGCCACCUACGGAGCGGCUACACCAUCCAACCUGGAGGGGAGUUCAUUCUGGGUAAAGACCAGGACGGGGUGCUAGGAUUGUCCGACGCAGACGCCUUUGUGGGCAAGAUGACUGACGUCAACGUGUGGGACUAUGUGCUGAGCAUGGCAGAAAUCCGCACCCAGAUGUCAUGUGGGAGGAACAGCAGCAUUGUGGGAAACGUGUUCAGCUGGGGAAGCACUAAACUUAGCAUGUACGGUGGGGUGCAGCUGGAUAGCCAGUACAGAUGCACCUGAAUGGCCUGCCUGUUGUUUUAUGAGCUUUAAAUGCUGCAUGGGAUUAUUACUGCUGAUAGUGGGGCUGUAGAUGUAGGUCAUGUAGAAUGAAGUGCUUCUCAGACACCAGGUUUUAUAUUUAAAUGUAUUUCACAGCUUCAUCCAUGUAUUUGCAUAUAUGCAUCAACAAUAAAGGCUUAAAAGACUCU